Molecule: messenger RNA, 1410 nt
Organism: Penicillium crustosum
Lineage: Eukaryota; Fungi; Ascomycota; Eurotiomycetes; Eurotiales; Aspergillaceae
Exons: 4
Coding region: 1-1410 (469 amino acids)
Biological process (GO): regulation of DNA-templated transcription
Cellular component (GO): nucleus
Molecular function (GO): transcription cis-regulatory region binding; DNA-binding transcription factor activity, RNA polymerase II-specific
Source: RefSeq, a predicted model, not a curated record
AUGCCAGAUAUUAUCACAUCUGCAGCAUUUACUGCAUCGCCAGGGCUCAGCGAACCAACCUCCACGAACCAGGAUCCUUUAACAUGUGGUCUUGUCACAUUCCCCGAGGCAGAAACCUUGUGCCAGACAUAUCAAAAGAUGUCGCACCAGCACUUUCCCUGUGUUGUUGUCCCUGUGAGGCUCGGGGUGUUGGAAUUGCAGCAGGAGCGACCAAUGCUUUUGCAAGCCAUGCUGGUUGUAGCAUCGUGGCAAAACAACCCCCGACAGAUUGCUCUGGAGAAGUUCUAUGUGAAGGAGCUAGGGUCGAGAUUCUUUAAUGGCGAACAUCUUGGGCUCAACAAGAAGCCUCCACAAGGAACAACACAGCACGAUCUGAUUCUCAAUUCUCAACCAGCAGCAGAACAUAUGACAACCCAUCCACUUGAGUUUUGGAGUCAUGAGGCAAGAAGGGCGCUGAUCGGGGCCUAUAUCCAGUCAACACUAUGCGCACUCAUGUGCCGAAAGCAAUUACCAAUUGCAUAUUCCACCUAUAUGGAGCAAUGUGCCUUCUCUCUUCAAGAGGAUAGCGAGGUGGACACCGACAAGACGCUGAUACACUUCAUUAAGCUGCUGCGAAUUAUGAAUGAAGUCUAUAGUGUCUUUCAAUAUGGUGACCCUGACCAUAGUCUUUCGAUGGGUGAUGAUAAAGUGCAAGUGGUUGUGAAAGCUCUCGAAGGCCAGCUCCAUUCGUGGCGGGAAAGCCUUCCACCUGAAAUAUCCCAACACGCACAACUUAAUACGUGGGGUGACUUAGCAGGGGCAUACGCGCACGAAAUUGGGCUUCAUGGCAACCUUCGGAAUCAGCCCUUUUCUGCGACCCGGGUGACCAUUAUGUUCGAUUGCCUGGGUCAUGUGGAGGACUAUAUGAAACGUGCCUUGGCGAUAUCGGUGGACGAUAUGCAAACAUGGACUGCUUUUGACUGGCGACAGCUUACCUAUACGAUCAUGCUAGCAAGCAAAAUCUCGGUAUCAAUCGAUAUGAUUGCCUCUGAUAAAGAAUCCACAGCGCGCAUUGCUCGGUUGGAUUCUUACCUCGGGGUGAUAUAUACACGAACACAGGAACUGUUCUCCAUGACCAACACGCCGCAAGGACAGACUCAUUACUUUCAUCGGUUGUUGAAUCAGUGGAAAGGUAUCCGAAGUUGGUACCAAACAGUACUUCAGAAGAGAACUGCCACCCACUUCACCGAGCAAUCCAGCCGAUCCACCAGCGAUACAUCGGUUCAGCCCUCGCACGAUACUUCCAACCAAAUCCAAACGACUCCUUUCCGGCCCCCGCAGACUUUGGAUUCUUGGCCGGAUGAUAACUUUGGAAUACUACCGAUAUCGGCCGCUGACUUCAUGAUGCUUGAAUCUCUCGAAUACCCAUAA